Neltuma alba is the source of this 429-nucleotide messenger RNA. RefSeq lists its product as uncharacterized. The record is from RefSeq and is a predicted model, not a curated record. Bases 13 to 429 code for a protein of 138 amino acids. NCBI's taxonomy places the organism in Eukaryota, Viridiplantae, Streptophyta, Magnoliopsida, Fabales, Fabaceae. The transcript has 3 exons.
CCUAAAUCAGAGAUGAACGGGACUAAAGGUCAAAAGUUGAAAAAAAGAGUGUCUAAUAAACUUCAGGCGGGUGAUCACUACUUCGGAGGGUUCGAUGUUCUUAGCAGUCCCGCUUUCAAGGAGGCAGAAAAUCAGCCAAGAAACAAGACUUGUGGUAAAUGCACAACAGGUGUUAAGAACCGUUUGAAGGAGGCUAGAAGUGGUCUAUCCACAUCUAGGAAGCUUCUGAAGAUUUUAAACCAAAUGUGCCUCCAAGAGCCGCAUUCGUCAAGCAUACCCGUCAUCUUGGCCCUGGGAAGUGAACUUGAUCGGGCUUACAACCAGAUUGAUCAACUGAUUCGAGACCAGAGCUCAAAUCAGAAUGAUAUUGAGUUCCUCAUGAAGCGUUUUGGCGGAAGAAAGGGCUGCUUGGAAAAGAAGGGAACGUGA